Dovyalis caffra is the source of this 1260-nucleotide messenger RNA. The record is from the annotation of a GenBank genome assembly. NCBI's taxonomy places the organism in Eukaryota, Viridiplantae, Streptophyta, Magnoliopsida, Malpighiales, Salicaceae.
AUGGAAGGAUUCCGAGGUACAUAUCCACCAGCUGGUGUUCCAGAACCUGCUGUUUCUCAUGGAAAUGGAAGGCAUAAUUUAGAUGGUCAUGGUAAUCGUGGGUCUGGCUUUCCAGGCCUAAAGAAGAGAGGACAUGGUCACGGAAGUCGUUCAUGGAUAAAGAUUGAUCAGGAUGGGAACUCAAAGAUUUUGGAGCUUGACAAGGCCACCAUAAUGAGACAUUGUUCUUUGCCUUCCAGGGAUCUACGCCUUUUGGACCCUCUUUUUAUUUAUCCGUAUACGAUUUUAGGUCGGGAGAAGGCUAUUGUGGCCAGUCUUGAACAGAUUAGAUGUAUAAUCACAGCGGACGAGGUUAUCCUGAUGAAUUCCCUAGAUGGAUGUGUUGUCCAGUACAUUUCAGAAUUCUGCAAACGUCUUCAAACAAAUCGAGAACAAGCAGAGGACUUGCCAUUUGAAUUCAGAGCUCUGGAAUUGGCUUUGGAACUAACUUGCAUGUCUCUUGAUGCUCAGGUAAAAGAACUGGAAUUGGAGGUAUAUCCUGUAUUGGAUGAACUAGCAACAUCUAUUAAUACUUUUAAUCUGGAACGUGUUCGUAGACUUAAGGGCCACCUCCUUGCAUUGACUCAGCGAGUUCAGAAGGUCCACGAUGAGAUAGAACAUCUCAUGGAUGAUGAUGGUGACAUGGCUGAGAUGUAUCUGACAGAGAAAAAACAGAGGUUGGAAGCUUAUGCUCUAGGUGAUAUAUAUUUUCAAAACGAUAACCCAAGUGAGAUCAAAGUGGUUUCAAAAUCUGCUCCUGUUUCGCCAUUGAGGUCAAUUAGUGGAGCCCAGAAAUUGCAGAGAGCAUUUAGCAAUAUAAGUCCAAGCAAACAUGGAAGCCUGAUGAGUUCAUCCAGUAAUGGCGAGAAUAUUGACCAGCUUGAAAUGUUACUCGAAGCGUACUUUGUUGCUAUCGACAACACUCUUAGCAAGCUGUUCACGCUCAAAGAAUACAUAGAUGAUACUGAAGAUUUGAUCAACAUCAAACUGGCCAAUGUCCAGAACCAACUGAUUCAAUUUGAGUUGCUUCUUACUGCAGCUACCUUUGUGGCUACAUUAUUUGCUGUUGUGACGGGAAUAUUUGGGAUGAACUUUGUAGCCUCAAUUUUUGAUUACCCAUCUGCAUUUAAUUGGGUUCUGAUUAUAACUGGUCUAGCAUGUGUAUUCUUGUAUUUAUCUUUCUUGUUUUAUUUUAGAUACAAGAAGGUCUUUCCAUUGUAA